Sitodiplosis mosellana (orange wheat blossom midge) is the source of this 6011-nucleotide messenger RNA. RefSeq names its product protein 60A (gene gbb). Gene Ontology annotation, molecular function: cytokine activity; growth factor activity. The record is from RefSeq and is a predicted model, not a curated record. The coding region runs from base 2038 to 3318 and encodes 426 amino acids. Lineage: Eukaryota; Metazoa; Arthropoda; Insecta; Diptera; Cecidomyiidae. The transcript has 5 exons. Gene Ontology annotation, cellular component: extracellular region. Gene Ontology annotation, biological process: BMP signaling pathway; SMAD protein signal transduction.
GCUGAAGCAUGUGAAGUUUCGAUGCGAUAUAUUCGAUUAUUAUUAUCAAAAGUCGUUCAGACAUCAUACACAUUCGCAAUGUUGGAAAAAGUGAAUGUAAUGAGAAAUCGUGAUCUUGACGAGAUGAGGAACGAACAGAAGAAAAAAAAAUCACAGACCAGACUGGUAUUUAAGCAAAAACAAAAUCAUAAAUUGUUUGGCUGAAACAAAGAAAGCAUGAAAUGAUCGGAAAAGCAAAAAAAAUGCACCAAAUUGAAACAGAAAAAAAAAACAAAAAAAUGUGUGUACACUAAUCUCUGCGUUAUGUGUGGCGCAUCGAUAAUCACGAAAAUUCCGAACGGCAAAUAACAUGCUCUCGAUGGACUCAAGUGUAUUGCUGCUAUCGUUGCAACUGUGUGUGUGCCGUUGGGCCAUUCGUUGUAUGUGCUUUCCUCAUUUUCGUUCACAUUGUCUGUCGAAGAGAAUUUAUAUCGUAUCGGUUCCGAUUCUUCAGCUUGUUGAAAGACACUAACCAAUUCUCAUUCGCAUACCAUUCGUAAAAGGGAAAAACAAAACUAUAAUCCGAGCGAGAGUAGAGAAACAACAACAACAACAGCAGCAACAAACUAUGAAGAUCUAAUUUUCGUUCCGUUUUCGUGCUCACUCUAUUUUGUCGUUGUUUGUUUCUCUCACAGAAGAAAAAAAAAACUACUUCUUUCCAAACGAUCAAUAUAUAUACAUAAAAUACAUAUAUUCGAUUGACGAUCUCUUUCGAUCUCUUAAACCAGGCAAAUCAUUCGAUUUCACUCGCUAUCGAAGUUCCAACUGCUGCUGCUGCUUUUGCCUGAACACGGCUGCUGCUGCUGCUGCUGGAGAACACACACACGUUUCUAUUUCUCUCUUUCCACUGCCAUUCGACAGAGAGUGCCGUUUGCUGAGUUUUGUUGCUAUGUUUGGCGCUACACUGCUUUCGUAGUCGUCGUCGUCGUCUUCGUCGUUGUUGCUGGUUGUUGUUGUCGUCGUAAACGUUUUUUUUCUUCUUUGUGUGUGAUAAAACUCAAGUUAUAAUAUUUGAUGAUGUUUGUCUGUGCCUUCGCCGUCGCCGCCGCCGCCGCUUCUGUUGUCUGUUAACAAAACUCAUUUAGUUGGUUUUUCGGAUUUAGUUUGUCUUGGACCUUAAAACGUAUCGCAUACCGUGUUUAAGCAACUACACACACUCACUCAGAGCCACUCGAUUGUGUUUGAUUUUUCACCAGAAAACAAGAAGCGAAAUAAAAUUUACCCACAGCUCAUUUUUCUUUUAACAAAAUAAAUUAUUGUCGUGUAGACCACAGAAAAAAGUUGAUCUUUUUUCAUUGCCAUCACACGAGAGGCAGCCGCGCAACAGUGAAUAGAAACUAUAAACCGAAUUUUUGUUUUUGUGAAUUUUGAACGAAAACAACACAAAUAAAAAGGAAUUAUCAUCACGAGAGUAACGCGUACAAUCGAAUGUACUAAAAUAACAAAAUACCCGUGAGUGCUCAAUCAAGAACCAUCGAAACGUAACAUGAAUUGAAACGUGCGUGCUACUAUAAACGAACAACAAACAUCAUUUAAUUUCAUCCAAUUAAUUAGAGUUGGUUUAAGUGUGAUCUAGGAAAUCGUUAAACUCGACACUUUGUUGAUGCUGUUGUGUUUGUGGCCAAUUCUCUAUCGCUCUCUGUCCUCCAUCUCGUAUUGCCUAGCCGAGCUGAAUAACCAAUGAAAGGAACAAACCACAUUGUAAUUGUGACUGGUGAAAUUUUAUAGUUGAUCAACAAUAAUACUAAUUAAUGCGCAGCAACUAUUAACACACAAAGCGGAAUUAUACACACAUUCGACGGCCGAAAGAGAAAGAAAAACAACGAAACGGAUACCAAAUUAACCACACCAAAAUUCAAUUGGAAUUUCUUCGACUUUUUUUUUCUCUUCGAGUACUUGAAUUCCAUUGCAAUCGAAAAAUAAUAACAAAUAGAAAUUCGAGUGUGCGAAUUGAAAUCGAAAGCGCAUCCGACGGUCGCAAAAGAGUGAUGCGAAAAAAUGUUUGGACAUUCCACUGAAUUGUGCAUCGUGAUAUUGUUAUUGAUAACAUUGAAUUCACUGUGCGAUGUUUAUGGCAGUUUAUCGGGUUUUUAUAUCGACAAUGGCAUCGAUCAAACGGUCAUGCAUCGUGCAUUAACGCAAGACGAUGCCCAAGAAGUUGAACACGAGAUACUCGAACUGUUGGGCUUACCGGAACGGCCAAGAAAAAAGCAUAAUAUUCAUCCAUCGCUUCGGAAAUCUGCACCGAAAUUUUUGCUGGAUGUUUACAAAAAUUUGAAUGAAGAAGCGAAUGAAAAUGUCUAUGGCAGCCGUCAUGCUCGGAGUACGGACUCGGAUGAAGGUGAAAAUUUCAUUACCGAUGUGGAUAAGGUGGCCAUCGAACAAAGUGACAUUAUUACGACAUUUUUGAAUAAAAAAAAUCACAUAACCGAAGUGCGACAUGAGCGUGGACGAAAAUUAUGGUUCGACAUAAGUGAAGUAUCAAAGGAGUCGACAUUGAUGAUGGCCGAAUUGCGAAUCUUUCAAAAUCCAGCACUGGGACGAUGGCAGGAUAUUAACAAAGAAUUCGUUAUAACCGUAUACUUUGUAACCGAUACUGAAAAUGACAAGGACAUGCAAACCGUUGUGUCAACGAAUACAACAUCCGAUUACCAUGGUUGGCUCGAAAUGAAUGUUACGGAUGCAAUGACAAAAUGGAUUACGAAUGGCGAGUGUAACAAGGGGCUGUAUAUCGGAGCAUAUGCGGUUAAUCGGCCUGACCAUGAGGUUAAAUUGGAUGAAAUUGGUUUGGUAAACGCCAAGGGUGAUGAUGAAUACCAACCGUUUAUGAUUGGUUACUUUAAGGGUCAGAAUUUUGUGCGGCCCGUAUUGCAUAAGAAUCGCUCAAAACGCAGUGCAAUGCAUCGUCGUCGCAAAUCCGAAAUGAUGAAUCCAUUGCUCGAACCACGCAUGAAUGACCACACGAAAAGUUGUCAAAUCCAACAGUUGUACGUGAGUUUUAAGGAUUUAAAGUGGCAGGAUUGGAUCAUUGCACCCGAUGGCUAUGGUGCAUACUAUUGCAGUGGCGAAUGUAAUUUCCCAUUGACGGCUCACAUGAAUGCAACGAAUCAUGCUAUCGUUCAAACGCUUGUGCAUUUAAUGCAGCCGGCCAAAGUGCCGAAACCUUGCUGUGCACCGACCAAAUUGAGUCCGAUUUCGGUGUUGUACUACUUGGACGAGACGAAUGUCAAUUUGAAAAAGUAUAAAAAUAUGGUAGUCAAAAGUUGUGGAUGCCAUUGAGAGAAGCAUUUACUUUUGAUUGACUGAUAUUCCAAAUCACACACACACAUACCAGCACCAGCACCAACACCCAAACACAAUAACAUUUUUAUUCCAUGCAAUAAAAGUGUUUAUUGAAACCGAAAUGACAGCAUUUUGCUCGCCUUUUUCCCCUUUCGCUCAUCGAAUCGAUUAUAUUUUUUUUUGUAUAUAGAACUUAUUGACUCCACUCAAUUGUCUAAGAAAUUGAAUAUUCAUCUAGAUUAUAAGUUUUUUCUCUCUUUCUCUUUCUCUAUCUCUUUCGAUAACAACAUGAAUAAUUUUCUUUUGUUUUGGAUGAUAUCGUCGAUUUUGUGUCUAGCAAAAUCGCAUCGAAUAUCAAGAUCACAAGCGAAAGCAUUGAUUCGAUGGUGUUUUUUUUUUUCAUUAUUCUGACAUUAAUGUGCAAAUUUUCAAUUGAAAUGAACGAAAUUUGCAAAUCGCAUUGCAUAGCUUAAGCAGUACACUUACAAUUAGAAUGACUCAAUUAAAUUAUGUAUUUUGUAGUUUUGCAUCUGGCUAUGUGUAUGAAGAACAUUUUUUUAUAUAUAAAUAUCGAAUAAAAUUUAUAUUCAGAAUUGCUGUAACGAAUUAAACCAAUCCCUUGUUUCAAUUUCAAUGCUGGUAUUAUCCACUAUUCAGAUUCACAGGAGAUGGAUUUAUGUGCAAUAUAGUUGGAAUUCAAUUGCUAAGGAAUGGGAAAAAAAAUUGAAUUCCAAAACGGCGAUGAGCAAUGAGUUUGUAUAAUAUUGCGUUCCGGACCAUCAUCGUCGUCCACAGCGAACGCUUUCGACUUGGCAAUAUUUCCUUGAAUUUACGAUAUAUAUGAAACAUAUUUGUAUGAAUUUUGGAAAAUAUUUCCUCAACUCAACUAUUUCAUUCUUGUCAAUAGCAUUUAAGUAUAUAUAUUCAAGCUUCAACCGCAAUAUGUACAAUAACCGCAUCACAUACCAUAUACGAACAAAUAAAUCGAAUAACGUUCAUGCGGCCUUGAACAUUAUUUUUUUAUAAUUACCAUCGCAUUGAUUCAGGAUUGUUGAUAUUUUCAUCGAAUAUGUUUUAAAUUAAUUAACGGACAAAAAAUUAAAAUUUUCAAUAAAAGUGAUAAUUAAAAUCGAUUUUCAGUUUGCCAACGUUAAUCCGGAUUUGGCGGGAAUGAAGUGAAUUCAUAGGAAUGGUGAUAAUGGUUUUAAAUAAAUUUCAAUGAACACAAUCAAUCAUUGCUUUUGUUAUGUGAAAAUAAAUUCGUUGUUUCAGUAUCGAAACAGGCGGCCGUUUUUCAAUCUGAAUAGAUUUUUUUUUAAAACCAAACUGAUGCUAUUUCAUGUAUUUGAAUAUUAACGACGAGGUAUUAUUUGUUAGUAUUGUAAUGCGGCAUAUAUCGAUUUUUCAUACACAUUUUUCCAUCUACUCCAAAAUAGCUGCAACAUUUCAUUAAAAAAAAUUCAAUUCUAACUUAUCGAAAUAUUAGCAUUUUUAUUAAUAAUUUUAUCGACUUUUUAUUGAAAAUAAUAAAAAAAAACAUCGAGAAAAUUUAAAAAUGCUGUGUUUCAAAAUCGAUCCCAUAUUCAGCCAAUCGAUUGCAAUCUUUCGAUGAACUCUUAAAAUAUACUGAACUACGAGUUCACUGUUUGGACAGAUGGUUUUGUGCCCUAGAUGAAAUUCACUUACAGCGAGAAAUAAUACUCUAAAAUUCGUACUGCAUAAAAAUAGCAAAACAGAUGAUUCUCCAUUGGGAUGUGCAGUUCAACAACGCGUCGUCAUGCAUAAUACGAAACAACUGUUUAUAAAUGAUUGCGAUCACUUUAUAUGAUGGAUAACUGUUUUUUGUGCUUGACAUUGACGUUCAUGAAAGCAAAAAUUCCAGUUGUUGUAUUUUGUGGUGUGUAUUGAAUUAUUUCGAUGCUAUUGUAGAACGUGAAUUGAAUUAUUGAAUUCAUAGUGCAAAACUAUUGCUAUUGUUCUCCUACUGAGUUUCGAAAUUUGGAUAGAAAAUUCUCCCGUUUUCUAUUUGCAAUUCAUAAAUUCCAGGUUGAAAAAUGUAUUGAAAAAAGUUCGAUCAAAAAUUCAUUUUGUGAGAAGUGCGUCGUAUUUUCCCAUUGUAGCUCAACAGCAAGUAUCCAAUUCAGUCGUCACACGAAUAUCUGUUUUGCGUUAAAUUUGCGACGGAAUUGCAUCACACUGUGAGUUAAACCUUCAACGCGUUCGAACGAGUUGAACGAAACAUUUUAAGAAAAAUUCUGUUGCCGAUUUUGGAACGGAUUUCAUAUCAAUAUUUAACCAGUGUCUAGAAUGCGAAAUUGAAAUGACGGAAUUAAAGUCAUCGUAUUUUUCUCUCUCAUUUUUUCACGACAACCCAACAGAAGCAGAUCAGCUAAAUAUAUUCUUCCGCCGAAAAUGCAUCCUCUUAAAUUCAUCGUUGUGAUUUUAUUCGCUUUAAUUCUGUUGAUGCAGAGAAUCGAAAGCAAAGCUAUGGCCUCACCUGGAGUAUUGCGGGCAUGGGACUUGUGGCUUGCAGAUAAUCCAGCGUAUGGAGCAAAUGACGAACCAAAAAAUUGUGAACCAGUAAACGUCGAAUAGAUAUACGAACGUAGCUCAUUAUUUAUCCAAUUCACGUUUAAAACAACCAUUGUAAUAAUUAAGUGAACUGUUAUCAAUAAAGCUACUAUCAUCCA